AUGGAAAUACUGCCUGGGAAGAGGGAGAAGAAGCACAAGAAGAAGUCUAGAAAAGCUGAGAAUAACAAGGCUGAUGCUACAGAAAUUCUUGAGGUUGAGAAUCUCGGUAGGCGAACGGUGGUUGAGGGGAAACAGGGAUUUGAGAAAGACGAAAUUGCAGAAAUAGAGCAGGGGGACAGGGAGACAGUGAAGAAUAAAAAUAAAGCUGAAAAGGGUACUAAGAUGGAGGAAGAGAAGAGUACUAAUGAGAACAAAGUGUUUGGAAUGUGCAGUGAGGACCUCACUCCAGAUGCACUGAAGAAAGUUGAAAAAAAGAGGAGGAAAAUACAAAAGAACAAGAAUGUAGAUAAACAAGGCCCUGAGACAGAAAGUAUAACCGAAAUGAGGAGUGGUGAAGAAGUUGAAAAAGAAAUAAAGAACAAGACAACGGGGAAAGACCAUAAGGAUGGCUAUUCUGACAACAAGGGAAGAAAAAAAGAUCGAAAAGAGAUUGGAACAUGUAGCGAGGUUCACGAAGUUAAGGUUGUAGGGGAGAAGAGAAGGAAAAGAGAGAAAAAACAGAGCAAGGAUGAUGGCAGUGGGCAACAUGAUACUCUCACUGAAGCUUCUGUAGAUUCCAGAACUGAUGAUAAUUCGACCACAAACAAGAUAUUGGAUGGAAAGAAGAAAAGAGAAAAUGUGGUCGAGACUUUCAUCGAGGGACAAGAUGGAGUUUUCAUGCAGAAGCUUGAAAAGACGAAAAAGAGGAAGAUCAGAAAAGAAGAGAAUGAGAAGUCCACGAUGCAGCAAGAUAUACUGACAGAAGAGACAGUAGAUGCUGAGGGUGAUGUUGUGGAGAAGAAUGAAAUGAAGAAGAAGAAGAAGAGGAAAAGGAAAGAAAACCCUACAGAGGAUUUAUCUGAUAUUGAGCAAGAAGGAAAUGUUCAUGGCAUGGAUAAAACACGGGAUAAUGAACUAGAAAAUAGGAAUAAAAGAAAGAAGAAAAAGCCUAAGUUAGUUGAAAAUGGUUUGGAUAGUACUAAAACCAAAAAAAGUAACAAGAAAGUGAGAUUUUCCAGUCAUGUUGAGGUUUUCCCGCCAACAGAUGAAUUAAAUGCUGUGACAGGAAACGAUGAGGAAGAUAAUUUGGUAAGAGGUAAGAGGUUCACACGUGAAGAAGAUGAGAUUGUGGAAGCAGCUGUCUUUAAGUAUAUAGAGGAACAUGACUUAGGCGAAGAAGGUUUGAAGAAGGUUCUGAAUAGUAAAAAGUACCCCGAAGUGAGAAACUGUUGGAAGGAGAUAGGAUCUUCCAUUCCAUAUAGACCCCACAUUGCUGUAUAUUGCCGUGCUCAAAUUUUGUUUCGAAGGUCUGACACUCGUAAAUGGACUGAAGAGGAGUACCAAAUGGUUAGAGAGUGCCAGAAGGAGCACGGGAACCGGUGGAGGGCAUUGGCUGAUGAACUUGGAAAACAUUAUUGGCAUGUCAAGGAUGCUUGGCGCAGAAUAAAAUUACCCAAUUCAAAAAAAGGACACUGGUCUCAAGAGGAGUAUCAGGGUUUAUUUGAUUUAGUAAAUGCUGAUCUACAACAGAGAGUUUCCGAAGAGAAGAGAUCAAAGCAUGGCAUGCUGCGGGAUAAUAUUUGUUGGACGGCAAUUAGUGAUAAACUGUCUACUCGACAUCAAGCAAUUUGCUGUAUGAAAUGGUACCAGCAGUUAACAUCACCUAUGGUAGCUGAAGGUAUAUGGGCCGAUGUUGAUGACUAUAGACUACUUAGUGUGCUUUUUAACUUGGAUUCAACUUGCAUAGAAGAUGUCGAUUGGGACAAUCUGCUCGAUGACAGAUCUGGAGACCUGUGUCGAAAGCGUUGGAAUCAAAUGGUUCUUCACAUUGGUAAACACGGGACCAAGUCUUUUGCCGAACAAGUUGAAGUAUUGGCACAGCGUUAUUGUCCACAUCUACUUGAAGCAAGAGAGGCGUGGGAUAAUAAACCAAGGGUUCCGUGA
This is a messenger RNA of Fraxinus pennsylvanica, 1983 nucleotides long. The record is from the annotation of a GenBank genome assembly. Lineage: Eukaryota; Viridiplantae; Streptophyta; Magnoliopsida; Lamiales; Oleaceae.